GUGUCCCCAUGCGCAUGCGCGACGUGCGAGAUCCAGUGCUGCGGCAGUUCAGUUGUGCGGUUUCUUUUGGGCGAGAGCGAGUGAGAACGGCGCGCGCGGAGAGUGGCCAUUGCAAAAUAAAAAUGACAACCUCAUGGAGUGACCGAUUACAAAAUGCAGCCGAUCUUCCUGCAAAUAUGGACGGGCAUGCUAUGAAGAAGUAUCGUCGAGAAGCAUAUCACCGGGUUUUUGUGAACAGAAGUCUAGCCAUGGAAAAAAUAAAAUGCUUUGGAUUUGAUAUGGAUUAUACAUUAGCCGUGUAUAAGUCCCCAGAGUAUGAGUCCCUUGGGUUUGACCUGACAGUUGAACGGUUAGUUUCAAUCGGAUACCCUCAAGAGCUGCUUAAUUUUGUCUAUGAUCCUACAUUCCCUACCAGAGGCCUGGUAUUUGAUUCCCUUUAUGGAAAUCUGCUGAAAGUUGAUGCCUAUGGAAACAUCUUAGUGUGUGCACAUGGCUUUAACUUCAUGAGGGGGCCAGAGAUACGAGAGCAGUACCCUAAUAAAUUCAUCCAGAGGGAUGACACUGACAGGUUUUACAUUUUAAACACACUGUUCAACCUACCAGAGACCUACCUGUUGGCCUGUCUCGUUGAUUUUUUUACUACCUGUGACAGGUAUUCAAGCUGUGAAACAGGGUUUAAAGAUGGAGACCUCUUCAUGUCCUUCAGAAGUAUGUUCCAGGAUGUAAGAGAUGCUGUGGAUUGGGUUCAUUAUAAGGGAUCCCUCAAGGAGAAGACAGUUGAGAAUCUGGAAAAGUAUGUGGUGAAAGAUGGAAAGCUACCUCUGCUGUUGAGCCGCAUGAAUGAGGUGGGAAAGGUGUUUCUUGCUACAAACAGUGAUUAUAAAUACACUGAUAAAAUUAUGAAGUACCUGUUUGAUUUUCCACAUGGACCAAAGCCUAGCAGCUCUCAUCGGCCAUGGCAAUCAUACUUUGACCUCAUCCUUGUGGACGCACGCAAACCUCUUUUCUUUGGGGAAGGCACAGUCUUGAGGCAAGUGGAUACGGUUACUGGCAAACUGAAGAUUGGUACCUACACAGGCCCCUUGCAGCAUGGCAUUGUCUAUUCUGGAGGCUCUUCUGAUACAAUCUGUGAUCUCUUGGGGGCCAAGGGCAAAGACAUCUUAUAUAUAGGUGACCACAUCUUUGGAGACAUUCUGAAGUCCAAAAAACGUCAGGGUUGGAGGACUUUCUUGGUGAUUCCAGAACUGGCACAGGAGCUUCAUGUCUGGACAGACAAAAGCUGCCUUUUUGAAGAACUUCAGAGUCUAGACAUCUUCUUGGCUGAGCUAUAUAAGCAUUUGGACAGUAGCAGCAAUGAGCGUCCUGACAUCAGUUCCAUCCAGAGGCGCAUUAAGAAAGUGACUCACGACAUGGACAUGUGCUAUGGGAUGAUGGGAAGCCUGUUCCGAAGCGGCUCCCGACAAACUCUCUUUGCCAGUCAGGUGAUGCGCUAUGCAGACCUCUACGCAGCAUCUUUCAUCAACCUCCUGUAUUAUCCCUUCAGUUACCUCUUCAGAGCUGCCCACGUGCUGAUGCCACAUGAGUCAACAGUGGAGCACACCCAUGUGGAUAUCAAUGAAACUGAGUCACCCAUGGCUACCCGUAACCGCACUUCCGUGGACUUCAAAGAUUCCGACAAACGACACCAGCUGACCCGAUCUGUUAGUGAAAUUAAACCACCCAACCUAUUCCCUCAAACUCCCCAAGAGAUCACACAUUGCCAUGAUGAGGAUGAUGAUGAAGAAGAGGAGGAGGAGGAGGAAGAGGAGGAAGAGGAAGAAGAAUAGAAAUGUCAACAGCUCUUUACAUAAAACGUGGCUGCAGCAAUGAUUGGCAGGAACAGAUUCCCACUUCAGAGUCCUGGGGUUGGGGGUAACAACAAAAUUAACACUAAUCAGGAGCCCUUUGUUCUUAGCAAGCUUAUACUUUGCAGCCCCAUUCCUAAUGUAAAGGAUUUUGCAUUGGAUGAGGUAAGACCAGAUAUAGAUGCCUAACUGCAUUGCUCCAGAUGCAGAACAUGGGAGGGAGGGGCUGCUUGUGUGGUGUUUGUUCCUCUUACAGGUGCAUUUCAUUAAAACUGCCUCCCAGUGAUGGUUUGGAAUUGGUGUGGUAAAGCUGCCAUAGGUCUUGCAGCAAUCACAAGGGCCCAGUACCAGUGCAUCAUACCUGGUACUCUUGACACCUUUGGGGGCAAAGAUGUAUCCCAAUGAGUCAUACUGUAUGCAUGGAAAUGGCAGUACUUCCAGCGCUGCAUCUAGCCAUCAAGCACAAAUUUGUUUUUUGAAAUGGUUUAACCCUCUAAUCUCUGCUCUCUUUCUGUAUUUGAUUUAAGAAAGGCUAUCAUGCCAUCUAUUCUUGGUUUGUCUGAUAGCUAGUUUUCUAUUGCUGAGAUUCCAAAGCUUUUUAUAGUCUCUAUUCUUCGCAUGUGGUGCAUGUGUUCUAGGAUCUUCUAAAACAGGUACUUAUGCUGUAUGUUUGCUCUCUGCCCUGAACUUCACUAACAAGAUUCUUUAACAGAUUUUUUUUUUGCUGUAUCUGAUGAGCAAGGGAAAGAAGGGAGUUAUUUUUUAUGUAUUUACGUAGCUUUCGGGGGUACAUCCCAGAGAGAUGAAAAAUUACAGCGACUGAAGGGGAGAGGGUUUUUUGUGCCACCUUUCCUAGUCUUAUUGCUGGUAACACUUUGGAUGCUGUGUAGGAGCAAGUAAGAUUCUGUGGUCCCACUGGUAGCCACUCUAGUCUCUCAUACAGAGUUAUUGUAGAUAGGAGUGCAUGGUCCUGGAGCCUUAACGAAGAGGAAGAAGCAGCCUUCAGCAGGAUGACCUUAUUGGGGACACUCUGUUUUACCUCCAUUCCAAGAAUGAGAAUAAAUGAAGGCCUGCUCCAUAUUAUUUGUAAAUGGCUCUAAGGGCCUGGCAUGUCACCCUGUUCAUGAGUUUAAGCUGUUAAGUUUAAAGCACAUUUUCCUCAGAAUUAUCCUGCAAUGCAGGGCAGGCUCACUUUCUUCUUCAGGUUAACAGGCGUCCUGGGGUGUAGCACAUCCCUUACCAUACUGUGCCAUUUGAAUAUAGAAGACGGAACAGAGGCCCUAUUUUAAAGUAUUAGAACUUUUAUUUUGAAUCACUUGAUUGUAAUUAAUCUUAUUCCAUUAUUAAAAGACAUUGAACUGCAAAUCAGCAGAACAAGCUGGUGCUGCUCUGAUGGAUCUGCAAAUAAAUAAAUCAUGAGGUUUCAUAAUAAUCUGUUCUGAUGUGUGUGUGAAAGGGAGGAGGUGAGGAGAAGUGGAUUUUUCAGUGUUGUAUUGCUUGGCUAAUAACAGGCUUAUGAACUAAGUGAAAGGCUGUAAUGUGAAUAAAAUAUGCUUAAAAAUCUUCUCCAAGGUAAA
Messenger RNA from Elgaria multicarinata webbii, 3421 nucleotides. RefSeq names its product 5'-nucleotidase, cytosolic II (gene NT5C2). Bases 9 to 1826 code for a protein of 605 amino acids. Gene Ontology annotation, biological process: adenosine metabolic process; IMP metabolic process. The record is from RefSeq and is a predicted model, not a curated record. NCBI's taxonomy places the organism in Eukaryota, Metazoa, Chordata, Lepidosauria, Squamata, Anguidae. Gene Ontology annotation, molecular function: 5'-nucleotidase activity. The transcript is spliced from 18 exons.